UGAUGAUAACUAACGAUCAUUAGUUUUGCCGUAAAAAGCGGCAGAAUACGCCGCAAUGUUAUCCUAUAUCAUCGGAACCAUGAUCGCCAUGGCGGCGCUGUGGAGUUCAAUGAAACUGUUCUUUCCUUGGCUCGCAUAUGACAUGGCCUUCUUUUUCGGUUUUGGAUCAAGAGCAAUAUCAACUCUUAAAGCUUAUGCAAAGAUGGAUCCAGUGUUUACAUUGACCAGCAGGCUAAUAGAGCGUGCAAUUGAACAGGAAGAAAAGCCAUUUAUAAUGUAUGAAGACAAAAAUUACUCGCACAAAGAUAUUGAUGAUAGAUCAAAUCAAAUUGCCAGAGCUCUGCGUUCAGCCGGCGUUAAAGCUAACGAAACGAUCGGUAUAAUGAUGACCAACAGCCCUACUCUGGUAUCUGUCUGGUUUGGAAUCAACAAAGCAGGUGCAGUACCUGCAUUCAUCAAUUAUAAUCUACGUUCCUCUACAUUACUCCACUGUCUAAAAGCUGGCGAAUGCAGCAGACUUAUUAUAUCAGAUGAAGACUUUAUUCUGAAGGCGAUAAGAGACGAAGAAGAAAAUCUGCUUAAUAUGCAAAUGAAAAUAUAUGUUGCUGGCAAGGCGCCGAAUUCAAACGUCAUGCAGUAUUUGUCUUUGGAAGAAAUGUCGGACAACGAAACAACAGCUGUUACUCCAGUAGAAUGGGUUCGACAUAUCACAAUGGGAUCACACUUUUGCUACAUGUUUACCUCCGGUACAACAGGUCCUCCAAAAGCCGCUAUUAUUUCACACUAUAGAGCAUGGAUGGGUGCUAAAGUAUUCGGUUUUGCACGAGUCACAUUUGAAGAUGUAGUGUAUACAACGCUACCACUGUAUCACGGUUCCGCUGCCAUUUUUGGUCUACUGGGAAGUCUUGAAAUCGGCUGUACUCUGGUGCUACGAAAGAAGUUUUCAGCCAGUGCUUUCUGGGAUGAUUGUAGGAAAUACAAUGUAACGGUUAUCCAAUACAUCGGAGAAAUGCUCAGAUAUGUCUGCAACCAACCAGAGAAAUUAAAUGACAAACACCACAAUGUCCGUAUGGGUUUUGGAAACGGUCUCGCUCCAGGAGUUUGGGAUAAAUUUCUGCAAAGAUUUGGUAAAAAUAUCACAUUAGCAGAAUUUUAUGCUGCAACAGAGGGAAAUAUAGGAUAUUAUAAUGUUACAGGAGCAAGACACCGAGUUGGCUUAUCAAGUCCAUUAUAUCACUUCAUAUGCGGUGUUGCUUUCGUGAAAUAUGACUACGUCAACGAUGUUCCGAUUCGAGACAGCAACGGAAGGUGUAUCAAAACUGCACUCGGAGAACCAGGCCUUCUCAUAGGAAAAAUAACCAAACGUACUCCAUUCUUGGGAUACAGAGGCAAUAGGUCACUUACAGACAAAAAAAUUCUACGUGACGUUUUCAAGCCUGGUGACGAAUAUUUCAAUACCGGUGAUAUGAUGCUCCGGCAUCCGGACUAUACUGUAUCAUUUGUAGACAGAGUUGGCGAUACAUUCCGAUGGAAAGGUGAAAAUGUAUCGACAGUCGAAGUCGCUGAUAUUAUGUCUAAAGCGCCUGGUUUAUCACAAGUAAAUGUAUACGGAGUUAAGAUUCCAGGUUCGGAAGGUAGAGCAGGGAUGAUGGUUGCGGUGCUAAAACCUUCAUGCGAAAAAUUGGAUUGCGCGGGAGUUUAUGAUCAUGCCUUUGUUUCAUUGCCGGCGUAUGCAAGACCACUUUUCAUAAGAAUACAAUCCAGUCUGCAGUUAACUGGAACUUGCAAACUGAUAAAGAGUCAUCUCGUACGAGAAGGUUUCGAUUUAAGCAAAACAGGACACGACCCAAUAUAUUAUAUGGACUCACAAACAGAAAGUUACGUUCCAUUAACCCAAGACAUUUUCAAUUCAAUCAAAGACGGAUCGCUUUCAUUGUAAUUCUCAUCAUCAAAUAUCCACUAAAAAGUAUGGGGAAUAUUUAAAUAUAAUCCUAUGUGUGUUUUAUUUUUAUAAAAUAUCGCUUUUUCGUCUCAGAAUUGUUCCUAUUUGUCAAUGCAAAUUCUACAUAGAUCAUACGCGACUUCAUUCCAACACCAUAAUUAUGCCUGACCUGUGAGAGAAAUUUAAUCUUACUUAUUUCUGCAAAAGGUGUCUUUGAUAUAUAUAUGUUAUAUUAUUACUAAUCCAAAAACUAAUUUUGGAAAUUCGCUUUCAGAAUUUCCACGGAAAACUCAAAAUCAUGGUUUCAAGCUAGGAUGGGCUUUCUGAGUUGUUGAAAUCAGGAAACAAAACAUUUGUUUAAAUUUUUUCUCAAGUCCUCUAUUUUUAAAACAUCUCAUAUAUGCAGUUCCAGUAAUUAAUGUUGGGUCAACUGCAGGGCUUUGAUAUAUAAUUUUUGAGGAGUCUCCCUUGUGGUUUUGAGUUUAAUGUGAUUUACCACCCCUAAGUCUCGUGUUUUAGAAAGCUUCAUGUUCCGUGGUUUCAACUGUAAAAGCGGUCGGCAUUUGCUUUCUCUGACUCACUGACGUCCGCUUCCAUUAGCGAAUGUAUCGAAACUAAAUAUUUCAGACGUACGUGAAACGAAAGAAUAAUAUUUCUCACUUUUAAUCAGCAUCCAUUAAGAUUAAUAUGUUAAAUUUUACAUCGUUUUUAUAGUUCUGGCUAUUCUGAUUUCGCAUAGUUUCUUAUAAUGAUUCUAAAAAGAUGAUUUUAAAAAUUUACUAUUUUUAAUUUUGUUUUAUCAUUUUAGAUUUUCAAGUUAUAUUGCACUCAAGUUGUUUCGAUAUAUUUUUAAUUACAUCUUUUAAUUGAAAA
Messenger RNA from Styela clava, 2815 nucleotides. Its product is annotated as long-chain fatty acid transport protein 2-like. Gene Ontology annotation, biological process: long-chain fatty acid metabolic process; long-chain fatty acid import into cell. NCBI's taxonomy places the organism in Eukaryota, Metazoa, Chordata, Ascidiacea, Stolidobranchia, Styelidae. The record is from RefSeq and is a predicted model, not a curated record. Gene Ontology annotation, cellular component: endoplasmic reticulum membrane; plasma membrane. Gene Ontology annotation, molecular function: long-chain fatty acid transmembrane transporter activity; long-chain fatty acid-CoA ligase activity.